AUGACCCUUCGCGAGUUGGCAUACACCACAUUCCGCUUAAAUCUAGAGAACGAAGUUCUUGGACACCAAGAGCUGGGCGUUAGGGAAGUUGCCGAUAAAAGCGCAGCCUCGUAUUCCUAUCAAGACCAGCGGCAUCCGACGACGCGAGAACGAUUUGGCUUUCCCAAUAUUGGAGUGCGGCACCCAGAGUUUCAACAGCUUUUAAUCGACACGGCCCAAAAGCAUAGCGUCGAGAUCAAGUGGGGCCAUCAAGCCAUUGAAUUCGAGCAAGCGAAGAUGCGGUGGAAGUCACGUUCGCGAAUGGUACCAAGAGGCAAUGCACGAGUGAAUCAGUCCCCUUCUCAGUGUCAUGGCUAACAGAAGAUUUGAUCAAGAUACUUAGCGUCUACACAAGUUUAAGGAUUCUGUUUCAUGUAAUAGGAGCUGUCACUUCUCGAUGUUUAAAUUGAUUGCGGG
Suillus fuscotomentosus is the source of this 456-nucleotide messenger RNA. RefSeq lists its product as uncharacterized. The transcript has 2 exons. Bases 1 to 357 code for a protein of 118 amino acids. The record is from RefSeq and is a predicted model, not a curated record. NCBI's taxonomy places the organism in Eukaryota, Fungi, Basidiomycota, Agaricomycetes, Boletales, Suillaceae.